CAAUGAUGUGUUGACGUUAAAACCAUUGGCGGGAUGGAUAGAAAUAUGUGAAAAUAAAAAGAGAUUUCUUUUCGCUGAUCGGAAUAACGGAAAGGAAACAGUUUAGAAUAUUAGGCGACUAUGUGGAAAGGGAGACAUAUUCAAGCCGUAGAAAGCUGCGGACAGAUCGAUGUCAACGAUGAUCGUCCACAAUGAAAUUUCACAACGUCCAUGGCUGCAACGUGGUCAUCGACGAAGGCGGAAGUCGGGCGUCCCGCACCAGUUCUUUCUGUGACGGCAUUGCUUUCAGCAGCAAACCACUGUCCAUCAAUUCCCGCAUCUGCCUGCAUCUGGGAGCCAAUGAAGACUGGACUGGAGCGCUUCGCAUCGGGGUCACCAUGCAGGACCCCGCCACAUUUGUCAACAAGAAAUUGCCGCGCUAUGUGUGCCCUGAUUUGACGUCCAAACCCGGAUUCUGGGCGAGGCCUUUGCCUGAAGCCUGGGCGAAAAAUGGGAACAGGCUGACUUUUUAUGUGAACAGUAAGGGACAACUUCACCUGUUUGUUAACAAUGACCAUAAAGGCACCAUAAUAAAUAAUUUACCUGUGAAGGAGCAGUUAUGGAUAAUCUUGGAUUUAUAUGGGAUAAGUGUUUCUGCAAAAUUUGUCUCCAGUUCUGGAAGUGCUCCUACAGAAGUUAUUGCAAGGGGUCCUGAAGCGGUAGAAGCUUACCAACAUGCAUUGAGUAAUGGAAGUAAUCCCUAUUAUCAUACAAGAUUAGCACUAAUUGGACCACCAGACGGGAAGAAAACUGUUUUAAAGAAACUUCUUGUCAAAUCAAGUGAAACAUUUGAAACUGAAUAUGAUGGGAUUGAUACAUCUUGUGUUUGUCAGACUUCUGAAAAUUCUAAUGGUCAACCUUGGACAUUAGUGAAAGUAAAAAACAAGUCUUCAACAGAAGAUGCAAAUAAUAAUGAUGAAAAAGAUGUUGUGGAAGAUGAAAAUGUUAUAAAAAGUGAAGAUGAACCACCUCUCAUAAUAUCUGCCGAUGAAGAAUAUUUUAAAGCCAUUGCCAUCAAUAUUGUGAAAGAAAUGAUUCUACAAAGAAAAAGAAGCAAAGAGCAAGAGAGAAAGAAAACCCCUGGUUUCAGACUCCAGUCAAGCCUUUCAAAGAUGUCACGAAGCAUGUCAAAACAAGAAGAAGCAUCUAAUUCUAAAGAUAACAGCAUUUCAAAUGAAAAUGAAGAAUUGCCUGAUGACCUUCCUAGACGUGUUGUAGAAUUGGUAGACGCUAUGCUUAAAGAAUCAGAAUGUAAGCAAAUUUGGGAGAAAAAGGAAAAUGAAAAGCAAUCAUCUGAUAAUGUCACCAUAACUUUUAAUAUCUGGAAUUAUAGUGGCCAUCCAAAAUAUUUAUUUUUACAUCAGUUGUUCCUUUCGCCACAAACAAUUUAUCUUUUUGUUUUUGACUUGGCUCAGGAUUUGGACAAUCCUAUUCAAAGUACUGAAGGUUAUGGAAUGGAGUUUCCACCCAGCUACAAUCUUACAACACUUUCUUUGCUCAAUAUUUGGCUAGAAAUGAUUUAUGUUUCAUUAGCUCAUCCAAAAGAUGAAAAUAAGAAUCAGGCAGAAGAAAACAUUAUAAAUGAUUUAAUUUGCACUUUGUUCCCACCAGUUUUAAUUGUUGGUAUUCAAGAAGAUUCAACAACUUUUGAAUCAGGGGUAGAACAUCAGUUUAAUAAAAUUAAAGAAAGCAUCCAAGAUAAAGUGUAUUACCAUCUUGUGCAUCCCACUUUCUAUUAUGUUGGAAAUCCUGAGACUUUAGCUGUUGACAGUAUGAUUGUUGAGUUAAGGGGGAAAAUUCAAGAGCUUUCCUUACAACUACCUCACUUUGGAACUGAAAUUCCAUUAAAAUGGAUGCUGUUUGAGCAAGCUAUUGAUAGAUUGAUUGAAAGAGAAGUUUAUUUUGCUGAUAUAAAUAAGCUUUCUGAAGUGGCUCGCUUAGAAAAUAUUGAAUCUGAUGAAGAAUUUUACUCCAUGGUCCAUUUCUAUCAUCAUCAGGGGAAAUUAUGGCACAUGGGCUCAGAACAGCUUCAUGAAACUGAUGAUAUUAGUGGAAUGGUUAUAUUGAAGCCUCAGUGGUUUAUUAGUUAUGCUUAUCAACUUUUGAGUACUGAUAUGCAUUUAUCUGUAAAAAAUGAUUCUAAUGAAAAUUCAAUAAACAGUGAUAUCAUACUCUCUAAAAAUUUAGACAGUCUGUGGCCAAAUGCAUUUCAUCAUAAGACAAUUCUACUAGAUAUUUUGAAUAGUUUGGAUGUGAUUUGUGAAAUGCCAGAGGAGUUGACUGAGAUAAAUGAAGAACCUAAACUGCCAAAGUACAUGAUCCCAUGGCUCGCAGAGCCGAAGAUGGAAUGUAGCUCAAAUUUUGAAGGCCUUAUUUUGAUUCUUGAUUUUUCUGGUCUCCUUCCAGUUGGUUUUUUUACAAAACUUCUUGUUCGUUUGUUUCGGUGGUCCUCACGGCAUGAUUGGAAAGAUAAUUCAAAUUUAUUUUCCCGAAGAGAUGAUGUCCCUGUUGAUUAUAACCAUAGCAUUCGCUUACAAAAAAUACAUGAACAUAGAAUACAAGUUACUAUAACCCAAAGAAAGUAUUUAGAAGCUGAAGAAGGAAUAAAAUUAUCUUUUCCUUCUCCUCACAUAUGUUCAAAGGUGCGGCAUUUACUAGAAAGAGAGAUUGAACAUUUACGUGAUAUCUGGUUCAAGAGAAUGUCAUAUUCCUUAAAUAUCCCAUGUCCAUGUGCAAAACCUUGCAAAAUACAUGAUAUAAAGCAAUGUACGGAUCAACAGUGCAUGCAUCUUCUGCCUCUUAAUGACUGUUUAACCAAAAAGGUUGUGGAAUGUGAACAUCGUCUUGUGAAAACUGAUUUUAUUCAGAAAUAUUUCUUUAGUACUUCAAUUGAAGGAGAUCCAGCAAAAUAUUCUAACAGCAUCAGAUUAUCAAUGGAUGGUUCUUCUACCCCUAUUGCAGGAAAUUUCUAUUGGAAUGAUGCUGAUUUUGCACGUGAAGAAGCACCCUGGAUAAGUGUUGUGGGGAAAAUGUUAACUCGUGCUAAUACUGGACAAGAUUGGAUAGCUUUGGCCAAAAGAUUAGGUUAUAGUGAGAGAGAAAUUAGAAGAUUUGCUGAAGAAACUAUUCCACCUGUUUCAGUACUAAACAAUUGGAUUGAUAGUAAUGGAAGAACCAGAUAUUGCAUUGAUCUUUUGAUCACUUGCUUAGAACAAAUGGGGAGGCAAGAUGUUGCAGACUAUAUUUUUGCUGAAUUAGGACCGGAACUUCCUUCACCUCCAGUGUUCAUUAGUUAUCAGUGGGAAUCCCAAGAUACUGUUUUGCAUUUGAGAAGACGCAUAGAGCUUGCUGGUUUUCCUUGCUGGAUGGAUGUUGGCAAUCUUCAGGGAGGUGAAGCAUUAUAUGGGAAGAUAUAUGAAGGGAUUAAUAAAGCAAAGGUUGUUUUAUGUUGUCUCACACCUCGCUAUGUCCUUUCACCUUUGUGCACAAGAGAAAUGAGCUUAGCCGAUGUUCUUCGUAAACCGAUAGUGCCUAUAAUUCUGGAACCUAUGCCAUGGCCACCACCUGGAGCUUUAGCACUUAUUCUCAGUUCACUUGUUUACAUUGAUUUAUGUGGUAUUGGUGGACAUGGUGGUAAUGGAAAACAAACUGACUGGGAGAGUAGGUUCUCCAAUAUAGUGGAGCGACUUUCACAUUUCAUCUCACCUUCAUUUCUGUCACCUCGCAUGACAAACCCUCCAUCGGAAAAACAUGUUCCUUCAUCAACCCCGGUCAUCAUCAGGAAUCCUGAGGAAUUUCUUGAAACUUUAGGUCAAACUGAGAGUCAGGAUUUGUUGGAAAAUGAUGUACCUUUACCUGAUGAUACUGCAUCUGAAACUGUCUCAAUUCCUGAUCCUAGUCCGGUCGUUUGGGAAAAUAACUCCAGACGAAACAGAGUUGUGAGAUGCUCAGUCUGUACAAUUUUAUGAUGUUGAUUUUGUAGGUUAUACAUAAUUUUUUUAAUGUUUUAAGUAGCAAUUCUUUAGGUUUCUUAAGUUGGUUUCUGAUAUUAUUAUUAUGGAAAAAGUUCAAACCAUUUGCAAUGAAUUAAAGCAUAUAUUUUGUCUGUUGAUGCUGAAAAUAUUGUUUAUUUUCAGAAAUAUUCAGAUGCAAAAACAAAAAAAACAAAAAAAAUGAGUGGUGAAAAUGAAUAAAACAGUUAAUGGGAGAAAAACUGAAAUAAAAGCUUUUGAGAAAAUUGACUUUUUUUAUAUUUUCCAAAUAUCUCGCAAUACUCCUCUUUUUAAUAAUUUAGGAUUGCCUCCCCCUUCUUUUUUUCCCUGCACUUAAUUGGGGGCAAAACAUAUUGCGUAUAAUAAUGUUGUUUAACAAAUAAAGCUUGAAAUCAUAAUGAUGCAUUCACUUGUCAGUGUAAAUUGUACAGCAAUCUAAUUUAUUAAACUGGUUUCUAAAAUUUUACUGGGAUUUAAAAUUUUCAACCAAUUUUUCAGUGCAAAAUCAAUAAAAUUUAAUGGCAAGUACAAAUUUUGAAAAAGAUUAUAUUGUUGUAAAUUUUAAUGGUUUAAUUAAAUUCAUGUAAUUUUUUUA
Argiope bruennichi is the source of this 4626-nucleotide messenger RNA. RefSeq lists its product as uncharacterized. The coding region runs from base 192 to 4007 and encodes 1271 amino acids. The record is from RefSeq and is a predicted model, not a curated record. Gene Ontology annotation, molecular function: protein binding. Lineage: Eukaryota; Metazoa; Arthropoda; Arachnida; Araneae; Araneidae. Gene Ontology annotation, biological process: signal transduction. The transcript is spliced from 23 exons.